Cylicostephanus goldi is the source of this 533-nucleotide messenger RNA. NCBI's taxonomy places the organism in Eukaryota, Metazoa, Nematoda, Chromadorea, Rhabditida, Strongylidae. The record is from the annotation of a GenBank genome assembly.
AUGGUGCAAGAUCUGAUAAUCCUUAUCAAAAACUUCAAGCUAAAUUUACACAAGACACUCAACGUAACAUCUUCCAGGCUCUUUCCUGAUCUGUACUACAAAUCGUCAUUCACAUUUGGUAAAAAUAAUACCACUGUGGACGUGGUAUUUAUCGAUACAGUGGUGCUUUGUGGAAACACUGCUGACUUUGAGCGUGGUACAUUCAUUGACAUUCUUACUCAUCCACAACACGAACCCAUGUAUCCGAAGGAUCGGCUCGAAGCCAAUAAGCAUUGGAAAUGGAUUAAUGACACCCUGAAUUCAAGCACUGCCGACUACUUAUUUGUUGCUGGACACUAUCCAGUAUAUUCCGUAGCAUCGCACGGGCCAACUAAGUGCCUUUUGGAUCAACUUAUACCUCGGCUGGAAGCGUAUAAUGUGUCAGCGUAUUUCGCUGGACAUGAGCAUAGUAUUCAGGUAACUCCCGUAAAGAAAAGCGUUAAUUCUGACCCCCUCCAAGACAUCUAUUCAAAACGAAACAGAAUUAGGUGAAA